CGACCCUCCAGGCUAAAUUCAAGGCCCCCCGGCAGGGUCAGGGAUUAAGGAAUGGCUUUCUUGCUGUGGACCGGUGUGGCUCUUCCAGUUCUGCAUCUGUUACAGAUCUUCGCAUACCCAAGAGUACCAAAGUACACGGUCAUAAAUGAGAACUGUCCCGGAGCCGAGUGGAACAUCAUGUGUCGUGAUUGCUGUGAAUACGAUCAGAUUGAAUGUGUUUGUCCAGGGGGCAAUUAUAAGGUGGGCUACACCAUCCCCUGCUGCAGGAACGAAGACAACGAGUGUGACUCAUGUCUCAUACACCCAGGAUGCACGAUCUUCGAAAACUGCAAGUCGUGUAACAACGGCUCCUGGGGAGGAACGCUGGAUGACUUCUAUGUGAAAGGAAGCUAUUGCUCCGACUGCCGGAUCGGCUGGUAUGGAGGGGACUGUAUGAGGUGCGGUGAGGUUAUUCAGUCGCCCCGCGGGGAGAUCAUGCUGGAGAGUUACCCGUUCAACGCACACUGCGAGUGGAGCAUCCAAGUAACCCCCGGAUACACAGUGGAACUUAGGUUUGCGAUGCUGAGCAUAGAGUUUGACUACAUGUGUCAGUACGAUUACUUGGAGGUCCGUGAUGGGGAUAACGUGGACGCCAAGGUGAUCAAACGUUUCUGCGGAAAUGAGAGACCUCUGCCUGUCCGCGGUUCUGGGAACGCUUUACAUCUCCUCUUCCGAUCGGAUGGAUCAAAGAACUUUGAUGGAUUCUAUGCCACUUUUGAAGAACUCACAGUGUGCUCGUCCUCUCCGUGUUAUCAUGACGGUACAUGUAUUAUUGAGAAGGCUGGCUCCUAUAAGUGCGCCUGUCUGGCUGGCUAUACGGGAAAACACUGUGAAAAUGUUUUGGAGGAGAGGACCUGUAAAGAUCCAGGUUCUCCACUGAAUGGUUACAGAAAGCUGCCCGAAGAGGUAGAUCUGAGACAUGGAAACCAUUUAAAGAUCGGCUCCAUCGUCCGUUACUUUUGUAAUAAUUCUUAUGCACUCAGCGGAAACCAAGAAAGAACCUGUUUGGAAGGAGGAAACUGGUCUGGGAAGCAGCCGAUCUGUAUUAAAGCUUGCAAGGAACCUAAGAUCUCCGACUUGGUGCGUCAGAAAGUCCUUCCAUCACUUGUCCAAUCGCGGGAGACCCCGCUUCACCAGUUAUACUCAUCCGCGUUCACCAAGGAAAAGAAAAAUGACAUAUACCCCACGAAAAAGCCCGCUCUCCCUCCCGGGGAGCUGCCCCAGGGGUAUCAUCAUUUACACACGCAGCUCCAGUAUGACUGCAUAUCUCCAUUCUACCGGCGCAUCGGGAGCAGCAGGAGAACCUGUCUGAAGACGGGGAAGUGGAGCGGACGAGCCCCAUCCUGCAUCCCUAUUUGCGGAAAACUGGAAAACUUCAGCAUUUCCAAGGUAGCCGAGACGAGGUGGCCGUGGCAGGCAGCUCUUUACCGAAGAUCUAACGGCGUAAGAGACGUCAAUUUGAGGAAAGGCUCCUGGGUUCUGGUGUGCAGCGGCGCUCUGCUGAACGAGCGCACGGUGGGAAUAGCAGCUCACUGCGUGACCGAUCUGGGCAAGAGUUCAGUCAUCAAGGUGUCCGACCUGAAAGUUGUGCUGGGAAAAUUCUACCGAGACGAGGACCGCGAAGAAAAGAGCCAGCAGCAUUUACGUAUUUCUGCGCUGAUCGUGCACCCAAACUACGACCCGAUCCUGUUGGAUUCCGACGUUGCUGUCAUCAAGUUGCUGGACAAGGCUAGAGUGAGCGAUCACGUGCAACCCGUGUGUCUCACCUCCGAUCUGGGGUCACCAACAACCAACAACGAAAUAGUCAUCAGCGGCUGGAGGAUCCUAGUUGACCCAAAGGUUCCAGGGUACAAGAACGAGACGAUUCGGGCUGGGGUAGUGGAGCCCGUGGACUCCAUACAAUGCGAGCAGCAGUAUGAGGAGAAUGGCAUCUCCGUAAGCGUGACAGAGAGCAUGUUCUGUGCCAAGCAAGCACCAGGAACGUCUUCCAGUAUCUGCCCUUCAGAGACUGGUGGGAUUGCCACCAUGCUGCUGCCGAGCACGACAUCACCUGAAGGGACCUGGCACCUUCUAGGACUGGUCAGCUGGGGCUAUGACAAGACCUGCAGUCGGGAACUAUAUACUGGAUACACAAAAGUGGUCGCUUUUAAGGAGUGGCUUGAAAAAAAUUUGAAAUAAACAUGUGCCGUUAAAAGGUUUGGCGGACCUAAUAAUGGCCUCCGUUGGACAUCAUAAGACAAGCCGGGCUAAUCGCAGGAGUAAAUUGCUUUGAUUUCCAAACUUUUUAAGGACAGAUACUAGCAGAAAUAUCAUUCAUCUCAACAUUUAUAUCUAGACUUAUUGAGUAUCUUCUCGGAUAUUCUAGUUAUCGCGUACCAUAAGAACAUAGCAAAAAAAGCCUCUUCACCUCUGGUCCCAGAUAUGAGAAUGAUGGAACGCGGCAUAACCUAAAAAACCUGUUCAUCGGUGAAUGAUGUCUAUAGGAUGAGAUACAGAGGAAUUUUGGAUCAUGAUUCCUCAAUAGGUACUUUUGUAAUGGUUUAUGGGCGGCAUUUGGUUUAGCAGAUUUAUAAUUGUCAGGGCUGCGCUCUACCAAGUUGAUGGAUAUGGGUUAUGGUUCCCCUAUAAGCCUG
Messenger RNA from Spea bombifrons (plains spadefoot toad), 2672 nucleotides. It is a transcript of the gene PAMR1, whose product is annotated as peptidase domain containing associated with muscle regeneration 1. Gene Ontology annotation, biological process: proteolysis. Gene Ontology annotation, molecular function: serine-type endopeptidase activity; calcium ion binding. The record is from RefSeq and is a predicted model, not a curated record. Bases 52 to 2217 code for a protein of 721 amino acids. NCBI's taxonomy places the organism in Eukaryota, Metazoa, Chordata, Amphibia, Anura, Pelobatidae. The transcript has 11 exons.